Molecule: messenger RNA, 1893 nt
Organism: Pyrus x bretschneideri (Chinese white pear)
Lineage: Eukaryota; Viridiplantae; Streptophyta; Magnoliopsida; Rosales; Rosaceae
Product: F-box/kelch-repeat protein At3g27150
Exons: 2
Coding region: 261-1553 (430 amino acids)
Cellular component (GO): cytosol
Molecular function (GO): protein binding
Source: RefSeq, a predicted model, not a curated record
CAAAUGUCUCUCUCUCUCUCUCUAAGAAAUAUGCUUCUUCAACUCUUGUUCCACUGAUCUCACCAUCCAUAUUCUUCUCUGUGCCUUAUGGCCUCCCUCCUUCCAUUCUUUCUCUCUCCUCUGAUUCUUCUCUCUCCUCCAUUGCUGCUUCAAUCUCCUGGUUUUCUUCUACCCCUCACAAAGUUUGAGCCUUAGAGACUCAUUCAUUGUUUUCUGAGAUCGCCGACUAUUCAAAGGUUUGAAGGUAGGGUUUCUGAUCAAUGUCCAGAGAAAUAUUAAUGGAGGGUGCUGAAGAAGAUGAAGAAAGCAGGAAGUUAUUUAGGGAUGAAUGUAAUAAUAAUCUUUGUAAGAAGUGGGUGUUUGCUAGUAAGGCUGGAGAAAAGGUUGGAAAUCGAGGCCUGAGCCGCCGUGGAUUUAAAUAUUCACGGCAGCUUAGGCUCGAAGUUGAUGGUUCUGGUUCCUUUGGAACUGUGCCAUGUAAACCGCAGGAUGCAGAUUAUACAAUUCCUCCCCUCAUUGACGAGGUGGAGGCUUUGAUUUUAGCCAGGGUGCCGAGAUCAGAGUACCGGAAGUUUUGUACCAUAAACAAGCGCUUUUUCGCACUGUUGAAGAGUGGCGAGCUCUACAAGAUCAGGGCCGAACUCGGGAUCAAAGAGCCCUCUGUGUUUGUGUCGCAAUACGGUGAGAAUACAUGGCGGGAAUUUGACAGGCAGUUCAGGUUUUGCAGGAAGCUCCCAAUCCUACCGUCUGAUUCGUGCUUCAUGUCAAGCGAUAGGGAGUCUCUUUGCAUUGGGACUCAUCUGCUGGUAUCCGGCAGAGAGAUAGAGGGUGUUGUCGUUUGGAGGUAUGACAUGGAAGCAAACCAAUGGGGCAGGGGUCCCGGCAUGAUCAGUCCAAGGUGUAUGUUUGCUUCUGCAACAUGUGGAUCCUACGGAUAUGUGGCCGGCGGGAUGGGAUUAGCAAGUGAUUGGAAAGCCAUGGAUUCUGCUGAGAGAUUCAAUCCCAGGACGAAAUCAUGGGAGCCCCUUCCGAAUAUGAAGCGAGAAAGGAUGAGUUGCUCCGGCUGUUUCUUGGACAACAAGUUUUAUGUGAUUGGAGGGAAAGAUUGGCAUGGAAGAGAUCUUUUCUGUGCUGAAGCCUUUGAUGUUGAGAAACACACAUGGGAACUCAUCCCGGACAUGCUAGAAGCUGACUGGACAGCUCUAAGCAACCCGUCUCCGCCUCUUAUUGCAGUGGUGGCCAACCAGCUGUACUCUCUUGAAACUUCCACAAACGAGCUCAAGGUGUAUCUGAAGCAAAGAAAGGCAUGGAAGAAGUUGGGAGUUGUUCCGGUGAGAGCUGAUGCUACUUCUGGAUGGGGCGUGGCAUUUAAGGCGCUCGGGGACGAGCUACUUGUCGUCCAAUCUUCAUCAGAUGCAAAUGCAGGAGGCCCUGCCCUCAUAUACACUUGCUGCCCCGAUCCAUCUGCUGAAGAAUUGCAGUGGCAAGCUCUUGAGCACGGCCACAGCCGCCCUACUCGCUUCAUUGUUAAUUGUUCCGUCAUGGCUGCUUGAAUAUGGUUAACUUAAACCCUAAAAGGUGUGACUUCCACAUAGCUAGCCUCUUGGUGUGGUGUAUAAAAAUAAAAACAUUGGAUCGAACUCUUCUUUGGUGUUAAGGACCUAAGGUAAUAGCUAUGAAUAGUCAUCUAACUCUGAAAAAAUGACUAUGAUUUGACCGGGUUAUUCUAUUCCACCUCUUAGAAGGCUUGCGCGAGUACAAGCCAGUGUGUUUGAUUUUCCACUUGAUUUUCCAGUGUGUUUGUUGUAUUAGUAUUAAUGUGCGUGAGCCUCCCAAGUCCAAACCUUGAGACAUAAAACUUGGCAUAUCAAUGGAGCUUUCUGAGUUUUUCUU